AUGUGUGGGUCAGUGUUCAGGUUGAUUAUCUCUGAGAGUGACAGUCAGCUCACCUGUGUGAUAGAAUGGCCUUUUCGCCGUUAUUAUGUAGUCGUUAUAUAUAGUAUUCAGGCUCAAGAUUGGAAGUCUGGUCUUGCAGUUGGACUCUACCUCUGGACCCAGAUUUAAUUUGCUGUAUAAUGUGUGCAUUCUGGCAGUAAAUUGCUCAUUGAAUCAGAAUUUUAAUCACUGUUUUUUACACCUCUGUAUCCUGAUAUUAAAUGAGUGAUUGAAAUAUUUAAAGGUAUAAGAUAAUGAGAGAUAUAGUAUAUACAGGCAUGCAAUAAUUGUGCUCUGUGUACAGUGUGGUGUAAAUUCAGUUCAGUACGGUAGAAUACAGCAAAAAUGUCUGUAACAAUAGACCUCGAUUACAUUGAGCGCAUUUUACGUCCUCAAGCUACUGGCCUAUAUUCUGCACGAGCAGAUUUGCCUGAGCAGAAUCACGUUAUAACCAUGGGAGAGACUUCAGCACAAAAACGCUUUCAGAGAAAGGGCAGCAAACAGGCGAAUGGAUCGAGCAUGAUAAGUUCUGCUCAGACUCUAGAAGAGAAGUUGGCAGAAAAAGAAGAGAGAGAAAAGAUAGUAUUAUGGAGACAUCCUAUACUGACUGUUCAUUAUUUCCUCAGAGAAUGUGGAGUUCUAUCUGUCGAAUACAUGAUUAAACUGUGGAACAAUAAGAAGAUUGUGUUAUUAAUAGCUAUGCUUAUAGGAGGUUACUAUGCUGCUCACAAGACACCUGGCCCUCACCAGCCUCUUCUGCAGAGUGUGGCAAAAGAGUUCUGGUGGUGUGCGUGGUGGAUAUGGCUAGGGAUAUUGUCAUCAGUGGGCUUGGGGACGGGCCUACACACAUUUCUACUCUAUCUAGGACCCCAUAUAGCCUCGGUGACAUUGGCUGCGUAUUCCUGUAACUCGGUAGAAUUUCCAUCUCCGCCAUAUCCUGAUGACAUAAUGUGUCCAGAGGAAGAAGUCGUCGAAAAAGAGAUGUCCAUCUUCAAUAUUAUGUCUAAAGUUCGUCUCGAGGCCUUUAUGUGGGGUGCUGGAACCGCAUUAGGUGAGCUGCCCCCUUAUUUCAUGGCCCGGGGAGCAAGACUUUCGGGACAUGACCCGGAUGACGAGGAAAUGGCAGAAUUUGAAGAACUGCAGAGGUUAAAAGAACGGCCAGAAGAUAUGUCUUUCAUCGACCGGGCGAAGCUGUCGGUGGAGAAAUUAGUUGAGAGAGUAGGGUUCUUCGGUAUCCUUGCAUGUGCUUCUAUUCCCAACCCACUUUUUGAUCUUGCGGGGAUAACCUGUGGGCACUUUCUCGUUCCUUUCUGGACAUUCUUUGGUGCCACUCUCAUCGGGAAAGCCGUCAUCAAGAUGCACAUUCAGAAAAUGUUUGUCAUAAUAGCUUUUAAUGAGUCACUGCUAGCCCGGGCAGUGGGGUUAUUAGCGUUUGUACCAAUUAUAGGAAAUAAGUUGGAACAGCCAUUUAAAACUUUCUUGAAGAAGCAGAAGCAAAAAUUCCACAGAAGACCUGGGACAGGGCCAGAAAGUCAGGAUGGAGCGAAUAUUCUGGCCCGGAUUUUUGAAAAACUUAUUCUCCUGAUGAUUACUUAUUUCAUAGUGAGUAUUAUUAACUCAUUUGCUCAGAGUUACCACAAGAGAAAACAUAAAAGUGAAAGUGAGAAAAAAUUAGCCCAGGACUAAUGGACUGUGCGGUCAGUAAUCCAAGUGAUCUACGUUGAGGUGAUCUGUGGUGUGUUGUUUGGUGGAAAAAGUUGGUGAAGUUUUAGAAAGAAUAUGACUGAACAGGUUGAUGGAACUUUUUAAAACAUCGCAGUAUUUUAAGUUAAUAUGUAAUUUCUUUUGUUUUAAUUAAAAUAACUAAAUGCUUAGGUAAGUUUCAGAA
Molecule: messenger RNA, 1927 nt
Organism: Homarus americanus (American lobster)
Lineage: Eukaryota; Metazoa; Arthropoda; Malacostraca; Decapoda; Nephropidae
Gene: Tango5
Product: vacuole membrane protein 1-like
Exons: 8
Coding region: 385-1725 (446 amino acids)
Source: RefSeq, a predicted model, not a curated record